Messenger RNA from Paramecium sonneborni, 1509 nucleotides. Lineage: Eukaryota; Ciliophora; Oligohymenophorea; Peniculida; Parameciidae. The record is from the annotation of a GenBank genome assembly.
AUGAAAAAAUAAUCAAAUAAGCAUUUUAAAACAGAACCAUCAGUUCAAUAAUCUAAUAAAACACCAAUAAGCCCUUAGGUAAAUUUAAAGACUGAUGAAUAAUUAACCUAAAGUCAAUUACAUAAUGACUUUCUAAAAACAUAAUAGUCAUUUCGUAGCUCAACAAGUCCUUUAGCUUAAAAUUCAUCUCUAAGGUAAAUUUUUUCAUUUUUAUUCAGCUCUAAAGUCACAAACUCAGCCAAGCCUUAAGUAUAAAAUAAUUCUAAAACAUCUAUGCAGAUUUUAUCUAAAUAGAAGAUGUCAAAUAUGCAUGAACGUUCUAUUAUUAAAGUUAUGGGUUUCAAUAUUGAGGCUGUAUGUUCUAAGAGAAAUCAUGAAAAUAAUAAAAUGUUAUACUUUUGUUAAUUUUCAGAAUGCAAAGCAGACAAUAGAAUAGGUUGUUCAUAUUGUUUAGUUGAAUAACAUAAUGAUCAUUCUACUUAGAUAAUGGAAGUUUAGAAUUUCUGUAAGAUAUUUGAUGAUAAAAAAAAGCAAGUAUAAGUAUAAUAAAUGAUAUAGUUUAUAAACUUGAGUGAAACAAUCAUUAAACCUCCAGAAAAAACAUAAGAAAUCAAAUUCUAUUUUGAUUAACUUAAACAAUAUUUGUUAGAUCGUUUGUUUAUUAUUGAGAAGAAUGUUUUAUAAUCUAUUACUUAAUAACUAGAAUGGAAUCCAUUAGAAAAGGAAUUAGUAAAUAAAAUAAUUGAUUUGGGUUCAAAAAAGAUAUUUGAAAUGUCUUAAGAUGAACUUAAGGAGAGCUUAGAUUUUAUAAAAGGCAAGCAUUUUUAAGAAUUAGAAUAUAUUAAAAAAGAAACAAAUAAUUAUUUAGGUUAAAAAAUAAAUUAAGUUGAAAAAUCUUGGAUUGAGUAUAAAAAAUAAUUAGAGGUUGAUUUAUAUAAUCUUUUAGAUGAGAAUAAUAAAUUUGUAUUAUUAGAUCCAUAAAGUAAAGAAUUUGUUGAGUUUAAACUAAAUUUUUUUAAAUAAAAAGAGAAAUAAUUAAAUGAAAUUAUGUAGCCUUAUAUUAAAUAAUUAACAGUGAUAUAAGAAGAAUAAAAAUAGAAAGAAUUAAAAUAAAUAAAUUAAGAUAAAAGUUUGGAAUAAUAUUAAAAUAUUGAUGAAGUAAAUUAAGAAAAAGAGAAGUUGAGAUAGAGUUAAGUAUUUUAAAAAAAAUAAAAAGAUAUAAAAUAAUGUAAUUAAUAAACUGAAAGAGAAAGAGAGAGAGAAAGAACAAUUUUAACAUUUCCUUAUAAAAUAUAUUCUGAAGAGUGUGGUCAUAGAAUUACAUGUAAUACAAUACCAAUAUUUGGAUGUUGUAGUAAAGCUUAUCCAUGUUCAUUUUGUCAUGGAAAUAUUACUCAUUCAGCAAGAAUUCAAGUACCAAGUUAUAGAUAUUGUAUGAAAUGUCUUGAAAUAUAUCUUGUUUAGUAUCCAACUAAUUAUCCUAUGAAUUGUCUAAAAUGUUUGAAAUGA